Apus apus (common swift) is the source of this 4141-nucleotide messenger RNA. It is a transcript of the gene CTXND1, whose product is annotated as cortexin domain containing 1. The record is from RefSeq and is a predicted model, not a curated record. NCBI's taxonomy places the organism in Eukaryota, Metazoa, Chordata, Aves, Apodiformes, Apodidae. The transcript is spliced from 4 exons. The coding region runs from base 673 to 852 and encodes 59 amino acids.
CUGUGACUCUUCAUCCUCUCCUCACGAAGACCCAGGGGAUUGCUUACUUAGCACACACCAGAGGCAAUGGGUAGGGUGAGCAGUCACUGCAGCCAGAAAACCCCAGCAGAGAGCAAAGGCAAUCACCCUCCACAGGCGGAGGCUUGGGAGCUGGAUUGCGCGGAGCAGACGAAGCCCUCCGGCCGGAGCGCCCGGGCGGAGCAGCCCCCCUGGCCCUGAGGAGCAAUGCAAACACACCAGUGAAGGGAACUGCUUCCUGGUCUGGGUGGACGUGAACCUGAGUGGAGCCUGAAUGCUGGUAAAGCUGCACUGACUUACAAAACUUUUAAAAUAUGCCUACAGUCAGGAUUGCAACUCCACAAUGCUGCUCUGCCGGGAUGUGACACGCUUCCUACCCAGGGCUGGAAGGACAUGUGUUUCCCUCCCAGUAGGAGAGGGGGCUGCAGGAUAGCUCAGGUGUUUCAUAGGAAACAUCCUCCAGCCACAGCCCUGUGGGCAGAGGAAAGCAGAAGGAUGCAGCACUUGAGCCACCACUCCCAUGGGAUUGUGUGAUGCCGUUUUGAAGGGCGAAAUCUCCAAGGGAUGGAUCUCUACGUCAAAGCUCGGAUAAUUUUCUGAGUGGUCGAUGAUGUUAGGAGUAAACAGAAACCCAGAUGAAGAGCAGCAUGAGCAAUGGAGGGACCAACCCCAGAGCCCGUGUACGUUGAUGUGGACAAGGGACUGACAUUGGCAUGUUUUGUCUUCCUCUGCCUCUUCUUAAUUGUGAUGAUUAUCCGCUGUGCAAAAGUCAUCAUGGACCCUUACAGUGCCAUCCCUACAUCUACAUGGGAGGAGCAGCAUCUAGAUGACUGAAAGGACUUCACUAGGCAGAGCAAUAAUGUCACAAUCCCAGAGGCCUUUUCCUCCUGGGAAAGCUCUCACACAAACAGCCAUUUCCAGAUAUGCAGGGCAACAGCAAUAUCUCUAAGAGCACACAGUGCAAAUGGUUCUUGCUCAACAGAUCAGGAUAUCAGCAAGCCAUUCUGGCAGCACAGUUUGAUACUAUGCAGCAACUCUUAUUUUACUGAAAACACUUAUAAUUUUAAUUCAAGUAGCACAAGACUCACCACACUUUUCCUAAUACAACACAGUUUAUCCUCCCCUCAGUAUCUUCCACUAACCCAGGGUAACCAUCAGAAUUCAGAGAAGGAACAAGUUUUUUGUCUUUCCUGGAAACAGAUUGCUUCAAAUAUCUUCCUCAGUCACUAUAUUUGUGUGUCAUGAAAAGGCCCAGAUUUUAUAGUUUUGUAUCCCAGAGCAUCUUGAAGUAGAAGCACCAAAGCAACCCUAGUUAAGUAGGGUUAUAUGAGCAGAUUUACUCUCAACUCAUUUGGUACUAACCAUCCACAUCCUACCACACUGCGGCUGUGUGUCCAGUGACCAGGAUACAGCAGCACCCUGACCACAGUUCCCAAGGGGGUCAUGAACUGCUGCUGACCCUGUAGCACCACCUCACUCUAUCCUACUCGUGCAAACACUGGUCAGAUUAUCUGCCAUGGGUCCAUGGAUUAGCCAGAUGUGUCAGAUUAUUUAUAAUGAGCUUGGCAGCCACCAGAAGCCCCUGGAGCUGAGCUUAGACACUGCUGGUUUCAACUAUAUAGAACUUGCUGUGCUUUUCAAAGAGUGAUUCCACACACAGCUUCAUCCAUCUUUUCCUUCAGGUGCACUUCAGUGGGAUGAGACAUAAAAAGAGUGACAAAGGUGAUAAGCAAGGAGACAUUGCUCCCAGCUCUGUCACUCAGACACACUCCUCAGCAUAACAGCUUCAGACAGUAACAUGCAAUGAUGUACAUUCUACCUCGGAAAACUUCAGAACCUUUAAAACAAGAAUUUUCUCACAAAUGUGCAAGGUGAAGAGCUGCACAUUUCUUCCUCUCUGUUCAUUCAAACAACCAAUAGGCAAGAAGACUUAGGUGAACAGAGGAGCUUUGGAAAUGUAUUAUUUCCCUUUUGAAAAGUCGGGAUUGAGGGAUUCCCAUGACCUCUACUCCUGCUAAGUUUUGCUCACAGCUGCUUUUUUAUUCACUUACAUGUUUGACUUAAGGCAUUGUAAGGACUCUCUGAAGCAUUAUGGAGUAGGCACUGUAACCACAACAAGCACCAUGAGCAGACAAGAUUUGAAAGCCCAAAUCUGCAAGAUGGGCAUUUCACUGUUUCUCCUCUUCCUUUCCAUCCUACCUGACCCUUAGGUUCCAGAUAUAAGGUGAUACACAAUAGAAGAGAAAGGUGGAACCAAAGGUUGUGGCAAGGAAACAGAACAUGGACUUUGUAGGUUACUGUUCCCGGUUCUGACAGAUUUGCCUGAUGAUCACACAAGCCACUUUAUGUGCUUCAGUCUACUCAUUAGUGAAAUGGGUACAAAAAUAUUAAUUUGUCUCUCUCAUAGAACCAGAAAGCUCUUGGAGAGCCUUACACAGGAACACAGAAACAAAGUAUUGAUUUACAACUCCUCCUUGUGAAACUAUGGGGAAGGUCUGAAUCUCAGUACAGAGUGAGGCAAGUUCUCUCCAGGCAGAGGAUUUGUCCAGACUUUCAUUUAUUAUCUCAUUCAGAUUGUAGUAUUUUGAGUCAUGACAAAUAUCACCUGACUUUGUUAUAGAUUCCACUGAUUUCUGAGGACAGUCUGGAUGUAAGGUGCUCAGCACUGUGAUUAGACCCCAAAAUAGCAGGCUAUGAGGCAUGUGGAGAUUUUUGCAUGUAUCUUUUGCACUGCACCAUCUUUGUUAAUCUCUGUUGCAGGAGAUCCCGUUCAGGGGGCAAGAGAUGUGAGGAUUGGCUUUAAUCCUGCUAUUCUCUAUCAAGAGAUGUCCACUGCUUCAGUUACCCACUGCAGAUUGCUCAUCUGGCUGUUAUUUAAUCUCAUUUUCUGCCAGCCAGUUAAUCACCAGUAACUGAGGAAUUUUCAGACAUCUACAUUAGUGAUCCCCUUACUUGGAACAAACACAUUGGUCUCCCUUAUUCAUCCACACCAUAGGAAUGGAUGCCUCAGCUAAAAGAUGAUAAUUUCUGUUCCCUGGGUGAAAGUUAGACCCAUUUCUUGUUAUUAAGUCUUGUAUCCCACCUUAAUAUUAGUGGGGCUACUUACAGAAUGGACAAAAUCCAUCUCUUUCCAGGCUAGAGAUGCUUCAGUGGGCAGGUGACCUGGCUGCUUUCACAGCCGAUGCAGAGCAGGGACAGAGCUUGUCACCACCCUCCCAAGGGCCAAUUCUCCACCCAGCAUUUACCUGCACACAGAACUUGUUGGCUUUGUCACGUGUCACUGAUAAGCCCCUCUUCAGCUAAGGACUUAAGCACGUGCUCAAGUUAAACCUCUGAGCCAGCUGCCUGAGCACACAGAGACCAGGGUCCUUGGCAGGGACAGCAACAGAGACCUUGCAGGAGCAAAGCCUGUGUGAGAGCAGAGGGUUAUGAAUGCUGGGGAAACAAAUCAACAAGUUUCAUUUGCAAGAAUGUUUGCCACCUUUUUGCUCUUUGGCCAGCUGUACAAACCAUUGUCUGGAUUUCCCUGAAAAUCUUCAUGGAAAGACUCCUACGGGUAGCUAUAUUUUUUAAUAUAGAGCCUUCUAAAAAGGCUCUUGUCUUCCUGAUAUAACCUGUCAAGUCCAUCCUUCUGUUGACAAAAACAGGUCUCCAUAGACAUCCAGAUGUUCAUGUCCUAUCUUUUCCCAUGAACGUGUAGAAGUUAAUACAAUUGUUUUUAUACAGAUAAUGUAAAUGCAGUCUAAUUUCUGCCUUCUCCCUCCUCCCCCAGUUACAAUCACACGUCACCAUUCUUUAACCAAAAACAAUACUAAACAUUAUGCCAAAAGCAGGACUUCUCUCCUCCUUGCAUUCAGAGCUGGGACUUGCCCACCUCCAAGCAGCUCCCUCCCAACACCGACCCCACGAGCCCAGUGGGCAAAGCUGCACCCAUGGGCAGUGGAAGCUGUUUUAGCAGGGGCUGCAUCACUGGCUUGGUAGUGGUUUUAGCUGCAUGCAACAAGUGCCUCUGCUAGGUUUGGUUCCUUUUUCAAUCAUUAUGCCAUACUAACUGCAACUGCACUCAGAGGAAAUAAUUCAAACUUGUUGCAAAUGUAUGUAUCUAACACAAUAAACAGCUUCA